Molecule: messenger RNA, 1896 nt
Organism: Lithohypha guttulata
Lineage: Eukaryota; Fungi; Ascomycota; Eurotiomycetes; Chaetothyriales; Trichomeriaceae
Gene: UTR1
Product: NAD(+) kinase
Exons: 1
Coding region: 1-1896 (631 amino acids)
Biological process (GO): NADP+ biosynthetic process; NAD+ metabolic process
Molecular function (GO): NAD+ kinase activity
Source: RefSeq, a predicted model, not a curated record
AUGCAAUUCCUUCCACAACCCACAUCUCUUCCUAAUGAUAUUGACAUCACACCUCAUGUUACGGACAUCGUGCAAGUUGACAAGCACUCAUUAGACGUCAACUACUCCUCCCUACAGGAUGUAACACCUCCCCCUGCAUAUUUUUCUUUACAGCAUCAAUACCAACAUGCAGCCAAUCUAAAUCAGGGAGGGGCACUUGCUGCUUCGACACCUUCGACACCCGCCCUACAACAUGCGAGCACCAUGGACUCGUCCAUAGCAAAAGCAAAGUCGACCUUGUCCUCCAUGUCUUUCAUGAACGGAGACCGCAGAACAUCGCGCACACGUAGUGUUGGCGACAUCCCUCGUCAAACCAUCAUCAAAGCCAUGGCAUCGAGACAGCAAGGCGUCUCAGUCACCAGUGCUGGUCUUGGUCUGCACAGCUUCUCCUCUAUGUCUCAAGCCCUACAGGAAACGAGCUCGCCCUCUUCGAAACAGCACUCUCCAACUUUGGCAGCUGUUCAAGCCACACUCAGCGCUAUGCCUCCGAUUACGAUUCCAGGCGCGACACUCCCUGCCUCUUUCCUAAGAUCGCCCUGCUUCUUUCAUCAACGCUUUGAGGGCCUGGUGGACGUUCAAAAGGUCUUGGAUGAGAUCAAUGAGGAAGAGUAUAGUCACUCCCGUCUCAUGCAGACCGCAACAGGAGUUCGGGAGGUCUCGAAGCAAUUGCAACGCAAGCCUUUGAAGCGUGCGGUCAAAAGUGUUAUGAUAGUCACAAGAGCAAGAGAUAACUCUCUGGUUCAUCUCACCCGUGAUUUGACGGAGUGGUUACUUUCCUGCCCAAGAUAUGGUCAAGGUAUUGGUGUAAAUGUCUAUGUUGAUGCAAAGCUCAAGCACUCGAAGCGCUUCGAUGCAGCUGGCCUUACUGCCAAAGACCACCGCUUCCAGAAAAUGCUCCGCUACUGGACUCCUGACCUCUGUUGGAGCAGUCCAGAAAAGUUCGACCUCGUGCUAACGCUUGGUGGUGACGGUACUGUGCUCUUCACAUCCUGGCUCUUUCAACGUGUUGUACCACCCAUCCUGUCGUUCGCACUUGGCUCUCUUGGUUUCCUUACAAACUUCGAAUUCUCAAAGUACAAAGAGACCCUAAAUUCGAUCAUGGGUGAUGCCGGUAUGCGUGUCAAUCUUAGGAUGCGGUUCACAUGCACAGUCUGGCGCAAAGACACUCGACCAAACGCAGAGAAAGGGGCCGUCGAAGAAGGAGAACAAUUCGAAGUCCUAAACGAGCUUGUCAUCGAUCGAGGGCCAAGUGCCUACGUCAGUAAUCUGGAGUUAUACGGCGACGAUGAGCUCUUGACCGUAGUUCAAGCCGACGGCUGCAUCUUCAGCACACCCACCGGAAGCACAGCAUACUCUCUAUCAGCUGGUGGCAGCUUAAUACACCCAAGCAUACCAGCAAUCCUACUUACACCCAUCUGCCCCCAUACCCUCAGCUUCCGUCCAAUGGUCCUAAGCGACGCACUCUCAUUGCGCAUCGCGGUCCCCAACCGAAGCCGCAGCUCAGCAUACUGCUCCUUCGACGGCAAAGGCCGCAUAGAACUCAAGCAAGGCGACUACGUCACUCUCGAAGCUUCUCAGUACCCGUUUCCUACCGUCAUGACCGGCACAAAUGAGUGGGUUGAGUCGGUUCAGCGAGCACUGAGGUGGAACGUCAGAGGCGCAGAGCAGAAAGGGUGGGCGGAUGGCGUUGAUGGGGAAGACGAUAAAGAGGAGCAGGAAUGGGAUAUUGAUAUUGGCGAUAGUAGUGGAGUUUAUGCCGAGACGGAUUCUGGUAUCGAUAUGUCUGAGGAGGGGAGCACGAGAGGCGGGACACAGAGUCCAAGUAGGAAGGGGACUUUGAACCUGUUGAAUAUGUGA